Messenger RNA from Urocitellus parryii (Arctic ground squirrel), 3999 nucleotides. NCBI's taxonomy places the organism in Eukaryota, Metazoa, Chordata, Mammalia, Rodentia, Sciuridae. The record is from RefSeq and is a predicted model, not a curated record.
AUGCCUUGCCCAUCGGGAUCCAAUGCGUUGGUUUUCUUCGUGAACGGGAGGAAGGUGACAGAAAGGAAUGCAGACCCAGAAGUGACUCUGCUGACCUUCCUACGAAAAAACUUAGGCCUCACAGGAACCAAAUAUGCCUGUGGAAGAGGAAGCUGUGGAGCCUGCACGGUUAUGGUGUCUAAGCACGAUCCAGUAUCCAAGAAGAUAAGACACUUCUCCGUCACUGCAUGCCUGGUGCCCAUCUGCUCUCUGUAUGGAGCCGCUGUCACCACCGUGGAAGGCAUUGGAAGCAUCAAAACCAGGCUUCACCCUGUGCAGGAAAGAAUUGCCAAGAGCCAUGGCACCCAGUGUGGAUUCUGCACUCCUGGGAUGGUGGUAUCUAUGUAUGCACUGCUCAGGAAUCACCUGCACCCCUCAGAGGAGCAGCUCAUGGAGGCCCUGGGAGGUAAUCUUUGCCGCUGCACUGGGUAUCGGUCAAUUCUUGAGAGUGGCAAGACUUUCUGUAUGGGGUCAGCUGACUGUCAGCAGAAAGGAACAGGAAAAUGCUGCAUGGACCAGAGAGAAAACCACUCCUCCUCACUGGACAGGAAAAGUGAUAUUUGCACAGAGUUAUUUGCGAAAGAGGAGUUCCAGCCGUUGGACCCAACCCAGGAGCUCAUAUUUCCCCCAGAACUCUUGAGGAUGGCCGAGAACCCAGAAAAGGGAACCCUGACCUUCUAUGGAGAGCGAGUGACCUGGAUCUCCCCCGGGACCCUCCAGGAUCUCCUGGAGCUGAAAGCGAAACACCCAGAAGCCCCUCUGGUCCUGGGCAAUACCUCACUGGGACCUGCAAUGAAAUCUCAAGGACACUUCCACCCAAUUCUCCUUUCUCCUGCUAGAAUUUCUGAGCUGAGUGUCGUGACGAAAACAAGUGAUGGACUAACCAUUGGUGCUGCCUGCAGCCUGGCCCAGGUGAAGGACAUCUUGGCUGAGAGCCUCUCUGAACUCCCAGAGGAGAAAACUCAGACAUACCGGGCCCUUCUGAAGCACCUGCGGAGUCUGGCAGGCCAGCAAAUCCGGAAUAUGGCGUCCUUAGGGGGUCAUAUUAUAAGCCGGCAUUGCUAUUCGGACCUGAAUCCAAUUCUUGCUGUGGGCAAUGCCACCCUCAAUCUGUUGUCAGAAGAAGGUACGCGGCAGAUUCCUCUCAAUGAACACUUUCUUGCUGGAUUGGCAAGCGCAGACCUUAAGCCAGAGGAGAUUUUGGAAUCCGUGUAUAUCCCUCACUCUCGAAAGUGGGAAUUUGUGUUCGCCUUCCGACAGGCUCAGUGCCUGCAAAACGCCUUGCCAGAUGUCAAUGCUGGCAUGCGAGUCCUGUUUAAAGAAGGCACAGACACCAUUGAGGACCUGAGCAUUGCCUACGGAGGUGUAGGGACUGCUACAGUCAGUGCACAUAAAUCCUGCCAGCAGCUCCUCGGCAGGCACUGGAAUGAGCUGAUGCUGGACGAGGCUUGCAGGUUGGUUCUGGAUGAAGUCUCCCUCCCAGGCUCAGCUCCGGGUGGCAAGGUGGAGUUCAAGAGGACUCUAGUAGUCAGCUUCCUCUUCAAGUUCUACCUAAAGGUUUUGAAGGAACUGAAGACCCUAGUAAGACAAUUCUCUGGCAGCAGUCGUUAUCCGGAAAUUUCAGAUGGGUUCCUAAGUGCUCUAGAAGAUUUCCCAGUCACAAUACCCCAGGGAGUCCAAACAUACCAGAAAGUGGAUUCUCACCAACCUCUUCGAGAUCCAGUUGGACGCCCCAUCAUGCACCUGUCAGGUCUUAAACAUGCCACGGGGGAAGCCAUGUUUUGUGAUGACAUUCCCAGGGUGGAUAAAGAACUUUUCAUGGCUUUGGUGACCAGUACCAGGGCUCAUGCAAAAAUUAUAUCAAUGGAUUUCUCUGAGGCCCUUGAACUACCUGAGGUGGUUGAUGUGAUAACAGCUAAAGACAUUCCAGGCACCAAUGGUGGUGAAGAUGACAAAUUGUUGGCUGUAGAUGAGGUACUUUGCGUGGGCCAGGUUAUCUGUGCUGUAGUUGCAGAGACAGAUAUACAGGCAAAGCAGGCAAUUGAAAAGAUAAAGAUUACCUAUGAGGAUCUGGAACCUGUAAUCUUCACCAUAGAGGAUGCCAUAAAACACAAUUCAUUCCUAUGCCCUGAAAAAAAACUUGAGCAAGGAAACAUUAAGGAGGCAUUUGAAAAAGUGGAUCAAAUUGUUGAAGGAGAGGUCCACGUUGGAGGACAGGAACACUUUUACAUGGAAACACAAAGAGUGCUUGUUAUUCCAAAGACAGAGGACAAAGAACUGGACAUUUAUGUGUCCACACAGGAUCCAGCCCACGUGCAGAAAACAGUGUCCUCUACUCUAAACAUCCCCAUCAACAGGAUCACCUGCCAUGUUAAACGAGUGGGCGGAGGUUUUGGAGGGAAGGUGRGAAGGCCAUCUGUGUUUGGGGCAAUUGCAGCAGUGGGUGCURUCAAAACUGGCCAUCCCAUUCGUCUUGUUCUUGAUCGUGAAGAUGACAUGUUAAUAACUGGAGGGAGGCACCCGUUAUUUGGAAAAUAUAAAGUGGGAUUCAUGAACAAUGGGCGGAUCAAAGCUCUAGACAUUGAGUGCUAUAUUAACGGAGGAUGCACACUGGAUGACUCAGAGCUGGUAACAGAAUUUCUUAUACUAAAGCUGGAAAAUGCAUAUAAAAUCCGCAACCUCAGAUUCCGGGGCCGUGCAUGCAUGACAAAUUUGCCAUCCAAUACAGCUUUUCGUGGGUUUGGCUUUCCACAAGGAACCUUGGUGACAGAAUCUUGCAUCACAGCUGUAGCAGCCAAAUGUGGCCUCCCGCCAGAAAUGAUUAGGGAGAAAAACAUGUAUAAAACAGUUGAUAAAACUAUCUACAAACAAGCAUUCAGCCCUGAGACCCUGAUAAAAUGCUGGAACGAAUGUCUGGAAAGGUCUUCCUUUCACAGCAGAAGAAUGCAAGUGGAAGAGUUCAACAAGAAGAACUACUGGAAGAAGAAAGGCAUUGCYAUUAUCCCCAUGAAGUUCUCUGUGGGCUUUGCUGCAACAAGCUUUCAUCAGGCAGCUGCACUUGUUCAUAUCUACACAGAUGGGUCUGUAUUGGUCACACAUGGAGGCAACGAACUGGGACAAGGGAUUCACACCAAAAUGCUGCAGGUGGCCAGCCGUGAAUUAAAAGUCCCCAUGUCUUAUCUGCAUAUCUGUGAAACAAGCACGGCAACAGUGCCUAAUACAAUUGCAACAGCAGCGUCCGUCGGUGCAGAUGUCAAUGGCAGAGCUGUGCAGAAUGCUUGUCAGAUCCUUCUGAAACGCCUUGAGCCAAUCAUUAAGAAAAAUCCAGAAGGCACAUGGGAAAACUGGAUAGAAGCAGCCUUUGAGCAAAGAAUCAGUCUCUCAGCCACUGGAUACUUCAGAGGCUACAAGGCCUUCAUGGACUGGGAGAAGGGGGAGGGAGACCCAUUUCCAUACUAUGUUUAUGGAGUUGCCUGUUCUGAAGUUGAAAUUGAUUGCCUAACUGGUGCUCACAAGAAAACCAGGACGGACAUUGUCAUGGAUGCCUGUUGCAGCCUAAAUCCGGCCAUUGAUAUUGGGCAGAUUGAAGGUGCGUUUAUUCAGGGAAUGGGCCUGUAUACAACUGAAGAGCUGCAGUAUUCCCCAGAAGGUGUCCUGUACUCACGGAGCUCAGAUGAGUACAAAAUUCCAACCAUCACAGAUGUCCCAGAGGAGUUCAAUGUCUCCCUCUUGCCAUCAUCACAAACCCCACUGACCAUCUAUUCCUCCAAGGGCCUCGGGGAGUCUGGAAUGUUCCUGGGGUCAUCUGUGUUCUUUGCCAUCAUGGAUGCGGUGGCUGCAGUGCGCAGAGAAAGAGAUGCAGCGGAGAACUUCACGGUGAAGAGCCCAGCCACGCCAGAACAAGUUCGAAUGGCUUGUGCUGAUCGGUUCACAGAAAUGGUGUUACAGUUUUUCAAGUGA